CGCUUUCUUUCUUUUGGAUGACUCUAAGGUUUGGGGAAUAGAUUUGUGUAUUUACUAAACAAUUUUUUGAACCAUUCCGUCAUUUCUGACAAUACGACUAAUCGACGGCUGCACCGAGAUUAUACAUGAUUAGCUGCAUAUAUUUUAGUCAAUUGGCCCUCUAUGAGUUCCCGCAGACGCAAUGGCAAGCCAGCGAGCUGCGAGCCAUGCAGGCACGAUAAAGUGCGAUGUGACCACAGACUUCCUGUUUGUACUCGUUGCAGGGAUCGUCGGAUUUCCAAUCAGUGCUUCUACCACCCGGCACCACUGACCCGACAAAGAGCGUCGUUGCCUUCUCCCUUGACUGAAACUAGCCACGGGGCAUCCAGAUUAAGCGAGACAUUGCACUCGCCCCCUAGUUCAGAGUUAGACUCUUAUCAAAGCCCAGAGACGACUUUUCCUUUCCAUAUGGGUUAUGUUGGUCCUACCAGUUUUGUAGCUGAGUUUAUUACUGACAACGAGCUCGCUGGCGACCACUGCAAUGAUGCAACGAACCAAGACGAAAUUUCGCGUCAUCUGCCGCCGUAUUGGUUCAGCAGGAUAUCAGACAUCUUGACACUAUUGGAAGAUUUCCCACUGUUGGAGAGACUUAUUAGGGAAUUUUAUGACGUGACCCAGACCGCCCUCAUUCCAGGCCCUUUCAUUCGAAACGCCAUUGGUCCUAUUAGAAAGCUAUCUGAACAGCAUCGUCUGGAAAGGCGAACUGGCCAACGUGCUGCGAAGCUUUGCAGUCGAAUUGUUGAGAACACUGCCAAGGCAUUCCAUGUACCGUUUUCAACACAAGGAAGUGAAUUUCACACACUGUUUACUGGUGAGAAUACUCGCCUAGAGAUAUUGGGAAUUAUGUUUGCCCUCGCAGGCCGCAGCACUCGUUUUGGACUGGGGUCUGGCGCAUUUGUUAUACAUGGCGAACCACAGAAAAGAGCAGAGUUUGCUCAAAAGAUGCUUUUAGCGAGCGAUAUAACUUUGAGGAUAUGCAAAAUGCUGACACCUAUUAAUGAUUUGCUCGUCUGGUUGGUGUACGAAAAUAUGCUAUUAUCAUGCUUCGUUCAUGGAGAUUCCAGCGAAGCAAUAUGGACUCGAUUGGGAGAUUUAUCUACCAAUAUUUUCGCCCUAGGAGCACAUCGAGAAAUUAAACCUUCCUCUGGCGUUCCGCCAUUCAUGAUUCAACUCCGGAAACGCCUGUUUUCUGCUUCUUACCAGUUAGACAAGAAUGUAGCCACUUCACUAGGUCGACCUCCACGUGUGUCCAGUAGACAUUCCGAUUGUCGCAUACCGUUAUGCAUUAAGGACGAACUAUUUGGUGCCACCAGCGAGGUCUUUGAGCGGGGAUGCGAAGCAGUCGAUGAGAAUGGCUGGAGUCCUCAGCCGAUUUUCCAACCAUCUGCAUGGAUUCGACUACGAUACGUGAAUGCGACCUUUCGUGAGGAAAUUCUGGAGAUGUCUGUACGGACACUCAGUCCAGACGCUGUAGAGCAAUUGAACGAUAUCUCACGCCGCUGCAAUGAAAGCUGGCAAUCCAACCCCGCGCACCUUCGUUUCACGCCAAAUUCUUGGGACGACAAUCUUUCAUUUGCGAUAAACAUGAUGCGAAUAAUCGCUUAUCUCGCAUAUCUAUAUAACGACCUCCUUAUCCAGGGCCUGUUAGCCCGGCAAUCCCAAGUAUGUAACGGUGCUGCGUUGCUGUCUGUCAGCUCGCAUAUCCUCUCGACAGUUCUUUUCCUCGGCGCUCAUCGCCAACACACGCAUCAAAUACACAGAGACUUGACGUGGACGACCCUCAUAUAUGGCUUCCCAGCAGCUGGUGUUCUCAUCAAAGCCCUGCAAUCCGAAGCACGCCACGGCACCGAAUUCAACUACACAGGCUCGCGCUCAGAACUCAUACGCAAUCUAAGCGUAUUCAUCUCUCACCUCGACACACUGGAGCGACCGGGCCACGGCAAUCACGCUUUAUUCAGCCGCGCAUCAAAAGCAUUCUCAGCGAUCAUCGACGAGAUUCUAGAGCCCAGGUUGAGUGUCAGCAAUAACCGUGGUAAUUACGCAGCAGUCAAGCAUAGUGGAGAUGAAUCAAUCUCCGCGACGUGGAAUGAGAAUGAUGAUGCGCUGAAUUUUAUCAACAAUGGGGCAUUUUUGGAUAACGUGGACUUUGGCAUGGCAUUUGAUCAGUGGCUGGUUUGAUUUGAGCGACCAGUUUCGUGUAUAUAGAAUAGACUUGUGUCUGAAUGUGUUGGGACUAUUUGCCUGGAAGUUCCACAUAACAGCAUGUUAUUUCAGAGGAAGAAUGCUAGGCUCAUAAUCUGCAGGACGAAGG
Molecule: messenger RNA, 2350 nt
Organism: Talaromyces proteolyticus
Lineage: Eukaryota; Fungi; Ascomycota; Eurotiomycetes; Eurotiales; Trichocomaceae
Exons: 6
Coding region: 163-2217 (684 amino acids)
Biological process (GO): regulation of DNA-templated transcription; DNA-templated transcription
Cellular component (GO): nucleus
Molecular function (GO): zinc ion binding; DNA-binding transcription factor activity, RNA polymerase II-specific; DNA binding
Source: RefSeq, a predicted model, not a curated record